Messenger RNA from Benincasa hispida (wax gourd), 997 nucleotides. RefSeq lists its product as uncharacterized. Lineage: Eukaryota; Viridiplantae; Streptophyta; Magnoliopsida; Cucurbitales; Cucurbitaceae. The record is from RefSeq and is a predicted model, not a curated record.
GACGAAAAAAAAAAAAAAAAAAAAAAAAAAAAAAAAAAAAAAAAAAAAAAAAAAUAGAGCCCUCCGGCGAGGCCACCGGACAUCCGCUCAUCCACGACGGUGGGGGUGUGUCGGGUAUCCCACCAAAGCCCACAUCCACGAUGUUGGAACCCAACGCGCUGCCGCUGAGAAAAGCGGAGUUGAUUCCGACAGCUCUGUACAAGCAGAGAUCUUGGUCGCCGGACGCGUCGAGGGAGGAGGCGUGGCAACGGCGGAAGGGGAGGAGCAAGAAAGAGCGGAAACGGAGCGUGACGGCGGAGGAUCUGGAGGAAUUGAAGGCUUGUCUGGAGUUGGGUUUCGGAUUUGAGUCGCCGGAGUUGGACAGCCGGCUUUCCAAUACGUUUCCGGCUUUAGAACUGUAUCACGCGGUGAAUAAAAACUACAACGAUUCCAUCUCGAAGUCUGCUAAUACGACGGCGUUUUCAUCCCCUGAUCGUGAUUACCUUAACUCUCCUUCUCCUCUCGGCAGCCCUCUCGCCAUUUUUGGUUCCUCUGGGGAAAAUCCGAAGGCGGUGAAGACAAAGCUGAGACAGUGGGCUCAAGUGGUUGCUUGUUCGGUGAAGAACUCCUCAACCUAAAUAAUAAAUAUCUUAAAUUGUUGACCACAAUGGUUAAUUUAAACUAAACCAUAGUUUAAUAUUUGCAAAUGGGGCAAAAAAAAAAAAAAAAAUAAUAAUAAUAUCAAAGUCGCCAUCCAUCCACCACCGCGUAUUAUCAUCACUCUUUGUACCCAUCUACCUUUAAAUUAUUAGUAUGAUUUUGGGUUAUGUUUUGUUUAACCUAAUGUAUAUAUAGUAACAAGAAAAAAAAAAAGGUCAAUUGUUGUUUCUCUACUUUUGUUUGAAAGAAUUAGCGAAUUUGAGUGUACUAGUAAUUUUGAAGUUGUGAAGUAUGGAUUUAUAAGUGUAUGAUGGGAUUUGGAAAUAUUAUAUAUAUGUGAAGAGGUUUGUUAAGACCA